CGCCUUCUCAUCUUCUCAACGCUUUCAUCGCCUGAAUUUUCUCGAAAUCCGCAUCCGAGCUCCGAGAUCGAAUAGACUCCUCAAAGUUUGUCGACUUCAACGUUCAUCUUCAGCAUACAUCAUCGUCGUCAUGGCUUCCGCCGUCUGCGUCGCCUCCACCAUGAUUGUCGCCCCGGCUGCUGCAACUGUCACGUUGAGCAGCUCCAGGUCCGUGUCGUUCAACAAUGCCGGACUCCGAGGGACCGGCCUCUCCGUUCGGGCAGCUCCAGUUCGUUCCCUGUGCGUACGCGCAGGACGUGAUCCCCGCAAGCCCGACGACGAGAAUGUUAUGGACAAAGUGAAGAACGCCGUGUCGGACUUGACGAUGAAAGCUCAGGACAUCAUCCCCGGCGACAACUCUGGUAACCAGUCCACUGGCAGCCCCGGAAGGAAGCCCGGAGUGGGACGUCAGGGACAGCCGGAGCACAAGAGCUCCACCGGAGGAAUCACCGAGGCUGCCAAGGAGAUGGCUGAGAAGACCGCCGUCGUCUUCGAUGGCGUGAAGGAGAACGUCAUGGACAAGCUUCAGGACAAUGGUAGGGACCUGAAGAGCAAGACUGGAGAUGUAAACUUCGGAGCUCACCGCAACGCGGAUGGUAUUCCGGCUGACUCCACCAAGAGGAACAACCAAGCGCAGUCUGAGUACACCAAAAACCUCGGGAAGAAGAACUGAAGUGUACCAAUCUUGUACCAUAUGAUCUCACACACGGAGAUUCUCUUUCUUUUAUCUGUAAAAAUUCCGCAGAGUGUACACUAUAAUGCAGGAUUGAUGUAUCCACCAGCUAGGAGUCACUACUUACUCAUAGUGGACACCUUUUCUGAAAAUCAGUUUUCUAUAAAUUCGUCAUAGAUCUUUGGUUCUCUGGUUAGUAGAGCCUGAAGUCAGGGACACGAGGAAAUUUCUAUUUUGCUGGUCGUGUUCACUGCGGUUGAGUCAAGAUCUGAGAGAAGAGUGUGUAUUGAGCUGUACAUUAGCCUUAUCGAACCAUCGGAAGUUCGAUGCUGAAAUCUGUCGACUUGAUGUAUUUGUAACAACAAAAUAAAGCCGGCUAUAAAUUCUGG
Molecule: messenger RNA, 1101 nt
Organism: Marchantia polymorpha subsp. ruderalis
Lineage: Eukaryota; Viridiplantae; Streptophyta; Marchantiopsida; Marchantiales; Marchantiaceae
Source: the annotation of a GenBank genome assembly